Messenger RNA from Gracilinanus agilis (Agile Gracile Mouse Opossum), 1574 nucleotides. RefSeq names its product hyaluronan and proteoglycan link protein 2 (gene HAPLN2). The transcript has 6 exons. Lineage: Eukaryota; Metazoa; Chordata; Mammalia; Didelphimorphia; Didelphidae. Gene Ontology annotation, biological process: cell adhesion. Bases 85 to 1110 code for a protein of 341 amino acids. Gene Ontology annotation, molecular function: hyaluronic acid binding. The record is from RefSeq and is a predicted model, not a curated record.
AGGACAAGAGGUUAUUAAUUACUGUUUUACUCUGCUACUGUGGAGAUAUCAGUUUCUUGAUCACUUUCUAGCUGAGUUCCUGCCAUGCCUAACCAACUAAUCCUCUAUGCCCUCUGGAGCCUCCUCUUUCCUCUAGGUGUUGCCAUCUAUCACAAAGGCACAGGCAAUCCAGCACCCCACCCUGGUCCCCACUACCUCCUGCCCCCCAUCCACGAGGUCAUUCACUCUCGCCGCGGUGCCACGGUCACCCUACCCUGCGUUCUGGGCACCCCACCCCCCAGCUACAAGGUGCGCUGGAGCAAAGUGGAGCCUGGGGAACUACGGGAAACACUAAUCCUGAUUACCAACGGGCACCAUGCCCGGGGCUACGGGCCCCUGGGAGGCCGUGCCAGGAUGAGGAGGGGGCACAGACUGGAUGCCUCCCUUGUGAUCACGAGUGUGGCGCUGGAGGAUGAAGGGAGAUACCGCUGCGAGCUCGUCAAUGGCCUGGAAGAUGAGAGCUUGGCACUGACCCUCAGACUGGAGGGUGUAGUUUUCCCGUACCAGCCCAGUCGGGGCCGAUAUCAAUUUAAUUACUAUGAAGCUAAGCAAGCAUGUGCUGAGCAGGACGGGCGGCUGGCCACGUAUCCCCAGCUUUAUCAGGCGUGGACCGAGGGCCUGGACUGGUGUAACGCGGGAUGGCUCCUGGAGGGCUCAGUGCGUUACCCAGUGUUGACAGCUCGAGCACCCUGUGGAGGUCGGGGCCGGCCAGGGAUUCGCAGCUACGGGCCGCGAGACAAGCAACGUGAUCGCUACGACGCCUUCUGUUUUACCUCCGCGCUGCGGGGCCACGUGUUCUUCGUUCCCGGCCGUCUGACGCUGGCAGAGGCUAGCGGAGCCUGCGUAAGGCGCGGAGCUGUGCUUGCCAAGGUUGGCCACCUCUACGCUGCCUGGAAGUUCUCGGGCCUGGACCGCUGCGAUGGGGGCUGGCUGGCUGACGGCAGUGUGCGCUUCCCCAUCACCACUCCGCGGCCCCGUUGUGGAGGCCUCCCGGAUCCCGGAGUCCGCAGCUUCGGUUUCCCCAGCCCAGAGCAGCCAGCCUAUGGGACCUACUGCUAUGCCGAGACCUAGACGGAUAUGCCCUCCCUAGCCCCAGCCGAGAGAGCGGCCCUUUUUCCCCACUGUAGAUCUAGUCCUAACUGGGAAAGAGAUUGAGAAUCGAGUUGGGGAUGGGGCGUGUUUACACUAGGAGUGUGUGUAUCAGCACUGCCUCCCGCCUUCUCGAGCUUCCCCUGCUUGCUAGAUUGAGGGAGCCGAGGAAAGUCUUACUGAAACUCUAUUUCCCGCACUGCAGUCAGCUGUGCCAAAAUCCAGGCGGGGCCCGGGGGGAGGCAGAGUAAAUAAAUGCUCCUGUGCUGUUUACCUUUCCUGGAUGUGGUUUGGAGGCAGCUUUUGAAGUGACUGGGUGCUCCUGUCCUAAGGGCUAAUAAUAUUUGAAUGAUGUUUCCCCCUGGAGAAAAUGAGUACUGCGUGCGAGACCGAGCGGAGUACAGUGUCGAAAUGUUAACUGAUCUGUGUAGAUUAAUAAAAUAACC